AUGGAUUUCAAAACAGCCGUUUUCAACGCUGCACGGGAUGGAAGUCUUACACGAUUAAGAGUAUACCUGCACAGUUGGCGCUCCGCGAGCGAGCUGAACAUGUUGGUGGGUGCGAAGGUCGGCGGCGCGACGCCGCUCGUCAUCGCCUGCAGGAACGGACACUACGACGUCGCCGAGUACCUCAUCGAGAGGUGUAAGGCCGAUAUCGAACAGCCCGGUUCAGUGACAUUCGACGGCGAGACGAUAGAGGGCGCGCCUCCGCUGUGGUGCGCAGCGGCGGCGGGCCACAUGCCCCUGGUGCGGCUGCUGGUACGCGCCGGCGCCAACGUGAACUCCACCACGCGUACGCACAGCACGCCACUGCGAGCCGCCUGCUUCGAUGGCCAUUAUGAUAUAGUCAAGUUCCUAGUGGAGAACGGUGCCGACAUAGAGAUAGCGAAUCGUCACGGCCACACAUGCCUUAUGAUCGCCUGCUACAAGGGUCACAUCAGAAUCGCCAAGUACCUCCUAUCACUCAACGCGGACGUGAACAGGAAGAGCGUAAAAGGCAAUACAGCUCUACACGAUUGCGCAGAGAGCGGUUCCCUACAUAUAUUGAAGAUGUUGUUGGGUCACGGCGCUACAAUGGACGUUGAUUCUUAUGGCAUGACGCCACUGCUGGCCGCCUCGGUGACGGGGCACACGCACAUCGUGGAGCACCUGAUCACGGCGGAGCACGGGCUGGUGAGCCGGCAGCAGCGCAUCGACGCGCUCGAGCUGCUCGGCGCCACGUACGUCGACAAGCGCCGUGACAUGGUCGGCGCGCUCGCGCUCUGGAAGCGCGCCAUGGACGACAGAUUCCCAGCCGAUGGCACCGAACCUAUUCCAAAGCCCAAGGACAUACCUCGCAUAGAAGCCUACGACUACGCCGUGGAGCCCGGUAACGCGCAGCAGCUGGAGGAAAUACUCGCCGACCCGGACGCCAUGAGGAUGCAGGCGCUGGUUAUAAGAGAGAGAAUUCUAGGGCCGGCGCACCCGGACACGUCGUACUACGUGCGGUACCGCGGCGCGGUGUACGCGGACGCGGGCCGCUUCCAGCGCUGCCGCCAGUUGUGGCACCACGCGCUCGACAUGCAGCGCGCCGUGCUGCCGCCGCUCUCGCCGCUCACACAGUCCAGCCUCUACAGCUUCGCCGAGCUCUUCUCCUACAUGCUGGCCGAGCGCGCGCGCCCGCCGCUGCGAGGUCGAAUUGUGCCACCAGUCACUUUCGAAGACAUAGAUCCUGUAUUCAGUAAAGCUCUCUCGGAGAUCGACAGAGGAAUGGAGCUGUUAGAAUCCAAACUGAGCAUAGACAGAGAACAGACGCUGACGACGUUGCAGAGGGUGUUAGUGAUCUCGCUGCAUCUAGCCGCGUUGAUGGCCAGGCUGCUGGAGGAACCCGAGUGCACGGAUGAAGUGUCCAGGAAGAUACAUAAGGCUGUCUACUCGCUCGUUAAGUUAGAUAUUAGGGUGCGUCAGGGGCGGUCCGCGCUGCACAUCGCGUGCUCGGCGGAGGGCGCUCGCGCGCGCGGCGGCUCGGGCGCGUGGCUGCCAGCGCCCGGCGACGCGCAGCCUUGCUGCGGCGCGCUCGUCGCGCUCAUGCUGCGCCUGGGCGCCGCGCCCGACGCGCGCGACGCGGACGGCAACACGCCGCUGCACCUCGCCUGCAAGCUAAACCCCUGUCCGUCGGAUGUUGUGCGCGCCUUACUCACUCACGGCGCUCACAUCGACACAGUCAACUACGAAGGCGAAACGCCCGAAGAGAUCCUGAAAUCUACCCAGCAGAGUCUCACCGCCAUAGUAAACCCACUUAAGUACACCACGCUCAAGUGCCUCGCCGCACGCACUGUUAAAAACUACAGGCUACCAUAUAGACACGUUGUUCCACAAUGCUUGCACUCCACUAUUAUAACACACUGA
Molecule: messenger RNA, 1938 nt
Organism: Parnassius apollo (apollo)
Lineage: Eukaryota; Metazoa; Arthropoda; Insecta; Lepidoptera; Papilionidae
Source: the annotation of a GenBank genome assembly